UACCGUUAUGAUUUUAGGCUAAAUAAUUUGGCACAUUCAAUUAUUUGAACGUUGUUCAAUCCCCAUGAGAUCACUCGUUCUAAUGGUUUUUAUUCCCGUUCAUGAAGAUCAAUCUGUUUUAUAUCCGCUACUCCGACUGAAAACAACCAAGGGAAUCCAGGUUAGGAACAUGCAAAGAGCAGCAAUGGGAGUCUUCAGAGCAUCAACAACAGAAGAAGCAGAAGCUCUAGCUCUUCUGUAUACUACCAGAUGGGCUAAUCAGAACAAUCUACACAAUCUGGUCAUAGAAGGAGACAAUCAAAUCAUUAUCAACUAUCUGCAGGGGAAAUCAGUUUCAGUUCAAUGGAAGAGUAUACCUAUUCUGGAAGAUGUUAAAUCAGAAUCAUCUGAAUUAGUUUCUUUUUUGGGCUUUAAACAUGUCGACAGGCGAGCCAACAAGGUUGCAGACUUAAUAGCAAAGAAAGGGAGAAGGGAACACUUGACGGCAUGUUGGUUUAAUUAUGUACCUACUUUUUUAUUUUCUUCAAUCGCUUACUCUGUCAAAACACAACAACUAUGUAACAAUCAAAACUCUCUUGUAAUCGUUACAGAGACUGUUAAUUCUGAAGAUUCAGUCACCAGCAGAACAACUUCUACACAGUUGAUUCCAAAUAGGUCUGAAUCAAGGAAUCAACUUUCUGCUUGGAAAUAUAUCUUACUUUAA
Molecule: messenger RNA, 703 nt
Organism: Papaver somniferum (opium poppy)
Lineage: Eukaryota; Viridiplantae; Streptophyta; Magnoliopsida; Ranunculales; Papaveraceae
Exons: 2
Coding region: 65-703 (212 amino acids)
Molecular function (GO): nucleic acid binding; RNA-DNA hybrid ribonuclease activity
Source: RefSeq, a predicted model, not a curated record